AUGGGCGAUCGCAGCGGCGCGAGCGGCUCCCGGCGCCGGAGGACGGGGUCGCGGCCCUCGAGCCAGGGCGGCAGCGGGCCCGCGGCGGCGGCAGAAGAGGAGGUACGGGACGUGGGCGCCGGGGGGGACGCGCCUGCCCCGGAGAAGGACAAGGACGGAGACGUCGACGUGGGCAGCGGCCAGUGGGAUUUGAGGUGCCACCGCCUGCAGGAUUCUCUGUUCAGCUCUGACAGUGGCUUCAACAACUACCGUGGCAUCCUGAAUUGGUGUGUGGUGAUGCUGGUCUUGAGCAAUGCGCGGUUAUUUUUAGAGAACCUCAUCAAGUACGGCAUCCUGGUGGAUCCCAUCCAGGUGGUGUCUCUGUUUCUGAAGAACCCCUACAGCUGGCCCGCUCUGUGCCUGGUCAUUGUGGCCAACAUCUUUGCCGUGGCUGCGUUCCAGGUGGAGAAGCGCCUGGCUGUGGGUGCCCUGACGGAGCAGGCAGGGCUGCUGCUGCACGUGGUCAACUUGGCCACCAUUCUCUGCUUCCCGGCGGCUGUGGCCUUCCUGCUUGAGUCCAUCACUCCAGUGGGCUCCGUGCUGGCUCUGAUGGUGUACACCAUCCUCUUCCUCAAGCUGUUCUCCUAUCGGGACGUCAACCUGUGGUGCCGAGAGCGCAGGGCUAGGGCCAAGGCCAAGGCUGCUGCUGCGGGUAAGAAGGCCAACGGGGGAGCUGCCCAGUGCGCCGUGAGCUACCCUGACAACCUGACCUACCGUGACUUGUACUACUUCCUCUUUGCCCCCACCCUGUGUUACGAGCUCAACUUCCCCCGCUCCGCCCGCGUCCGAAAGCGUUUCCUGUUGCGGCGGCUCCUUGAGAUGCUGUUCCUCACGCAGCUCAUGGUGGGGCUGAUUCAGCAGUGGAUGGUCCCCACCAUCCAGAACUCCAUGAAGCCCUUCAAGGACAUGGACCACUCCCGCAUCAUCGAGCGCCUCCUGAAGCUGGCGGUCCCCAACCACCUCAUCUGGCUCAUCUUCUUCUACUGGCUGUUCCACUCCUGCCUGAACGCCGUGGCCGAGCUCAUGCAGUUCGGAGACCGGGAGUUCUAUCGGGACUGGUGGAACUCUGAGUCCGUCACCUACUUUUGGCAGAACUGGAACAUCCCGGGGGCAAUUGUUUUCCAGACUACUUCUCUUCACGAAGCAUCAUCAGUGCUGAGGUCAGAUGCCCAGCUCCGGAGGGGAAGCAGCAAGUGGGCAGCCAGGAUGGGGGUGUUCCUGGCUUCAGCCUUCUUCCACGAGUACCUGGUGAGCAUCCCUCUGCGCAUGUUCCGCCUCUGGGCCUUCACGGGCAUGAUGGCUCAGAUCCCACUGGCCUGGAUAGUGGGCCGCUUCUUCCGUGGCAACUACGGCAACGCGGCCGUGUGGCUGACACUCAUCAUCGGGCAGCCGGUGGCGGUGCUCAUGUACGUCCACGACUACUACGUGCUCAACUACGAGGCCCCGACGGUCAGGGCCUGA
Lipotes vexillifer (Yangtze River dolphin) is the source of this 1500-nucleotide messenger RNA. RefSeq names its product diacylglycerol O-acyltransferase 1 (gene DGAT1). The coding region runs from base 1 to 1500 and encodes 499 amino acids. The transcript is spliced from 17 exons. Gene Ontology annotation, cellular component: endoplasmic reticulum membrane. Gene Ontology annotation, molecular function: diacylglycerol O-acyltransferase activity. Gene Ontology annotation, biological process: triglyceride biosynthetic process. NCBI's taxonomy places the organism in Eukaryota, Metazoa, Chordata, Mammalia, Artiodactyla, Lipotidae. The record is from RefSeq and is a predicted model, not a curated record.